UGCAGCAUCCACAGCAGCGGUGUUUCAAAAUCAACCUCAUCAUCACCAUCAUCAUCCGCACGUUUGAUUGACUGUUUGAAAAACUGUUCGCGUGGGUGUGCGCGUUUUCUUGUUCGUGCACUGGCGGCUCGUUUCGAGGAUGGCCGAGAGCGAGGCAGACACGCCGAGCACGCCGAUUGAGUUUGAGAGCAAAUACUUCGAGUUUGAUGGAGUGCGGCUGCCGCCCUUCUGCAGAGGGAAGAUGGAGGAGAUCGCCAACUUCUCCCUCAGAAGUAGCGACAUAUGGAUUGUCACCUACCCAAAGUCAGGCACCAGUCUACUUCAGGAGAUUGUGUAUCUAGUGAGUCAGGGAGCAGACCCAGAUGAGAUCGGCCUCAUGAACAUCGAUGAACAGCUGCCUGUCUUAGAGUACCCCCAACCUGGCCUGGACAUCAUACAGGAGCUGACGUCUCCUCGUCUGAUCAAAAGCCAUCUUCCCUAUCGAUUCCUUCCCACAGCCAUGCACAACGGAGAGGCCAAGGUGAUCUACAUGGCUCGGAACCCUAAGGACCUGGUGGUGUCCUAUUACCAGUUCCACCGCAGUCUCAGGACCAUGAGCUCGGGGACCUUCCAGGAGUUCUGCCGGCGCUUCAUGCAUGACAAACUGGGAUAUGGUUCCUGGUUUGAACAUGUUCAGGAAUUUUGGGAACAUCGUAUGGACUCUAAUGUCCUCUUCUUGAAAUAUGAAGACAUGUACAAGGAUCUGGGGACAUUGGUGCAACAGUUAGCCCAGUUCCUGGGUGUUUCCUGUGACAAGGCUCAGCUGGAGGGCAUGGUGGAGAGCUGCAACCAGCUCAUCGAGCAGUGCAGCAACUCGGAGGCGCUGUCCAUCUGCAGGGGUCGUGCUGGUCUGUGGAAGGACGUCUUCACAGUGUCUAUGAAUGAAAAGUUUGACACGGUGUACAGACAGAAGAUGGGCAAAUCCGACCUGACCUUUGACUUCUGCCUGUGAGGAGCACCUGACCCCCCUGACCCCACUGAUCUACUCCUGUGCAAUCGACCAAACCCACGAUCCUCUGUCUCCGUUCAGUCCAUCAGUCUGAAGUUCAUUGGUACAGUCUGACAGCAGGAUUACACUACAAGACUUUUCCCACAAUGCAAUCCGUCUCAAGUCAGCAAGUUAAAAAAUGUCACCCUUGUGGACUGAUCAAAAAACAAACCCAGAUUCAUUUGUAGACAUUUCUCAAUUAAUAGUUAUACCAAACCUCCCUCAACCCCUACCUCCACAGUAUGUUCCCACUGCUGUGUGUGUAUAUGUGUACAUACUAACCAGGGUUUGACCGAUAUAGGCUUUUGAAGGCAGAUACUGAUACCUUUGACCAGAAGUAUUGUCAACAUUUAUAGUCGCAAUCUCAAAACAAUAACACGUUCAUGACAGGGAUUCAAGCUACGUGCAGAUAUUUGUGACUGAAAUACAUGACAUGAACAAACAGCCAGUUCAGACAUUCAGCGUUUUCAUGUGAUGGUUGUCUCGCUUUCCAGACGAAGUUGCUCUAUUGUUUGCCGAUCAAUAAAGGGUUAGCUAGAAAACAGAUAGUGAGAAGUGUUGUCCGGCUACCUUUAAAGGCAAAAGUAUUCAAAACAUUCAAAUGUCGGGGCAAAGAGCCUGCUGUCAUAGCGUUGAGAUAAAGGGGUUCAUUGUGUUGCCCCGCCGUGGAGCAGACCCAGAACAUGCUGGAGGGUUAUAGAUAGUGGGGAAUUCCUAGGAGAAGCUGGAGGUGGAUGCCACAGAGAGAUGUGUAUGGGCUACUUAGCUUAGCCUAAUACUACUACUACUACGACCGGUCGUAUGCUAAUGUCCACUAGCCUGUGAGAACACCAGCAAAUAGGCUGAAACCAAGCUGUAGCGUCCACAGUGGUGUCUUAUUUUGCGUAAAGCGUUAAGGCUUCGCAGAUUGUCACGGUGCUCGGUCUUUUUAGACAUGACUGCCACAAAUACUGAGAAAUAAAAAAUAAAAACUUAAGAAGUAAAAUGAUGAAUACAUGUUCACUAUUAAAAUGUCUCAGGAUUUUUUUAAAGAUCUUUUUUAAAAUGCUUUAAAAGCAGGAGACCUACAAAUAAAUCUACAUUUACCUGCAGCUGUUUACAAGAUAUUCAAUAGUUCAACCUUCGUUUCAUUAAAUACAUUUGUUGUUCCAAACAUUUGACUCCUUUCGUUACACGGGUUGUUUAAAUGCGUUAUAGACGUACAUGAGCAUUUGACAUUCCUCCUCAGCAUUGAGGAGUUACAUGUUUGGUCUAUGGCGUAUUGCCGGCAACACUUGUUGAUUUUUCGCUUCUUCACAGAACGUUUUCUUUGUACGCCAUCUGGCGUUUCAGAGAGUACUGCAACGCGCUGAGCAUAAACGCCUUUGUGCAUGCGCAUAACUUGUGCGCCAUCAGUGGAGAGCUUUAAGCUGCUCAAGUUCCCCCUCUGGAGACAACAACAAUCUUCCUUCCCGUUCGAGAACAGACACAUCGCUUUGAAUUGUUAUUUGCAGCGUUGAUCGGCCACAAAUAUCUGUACGUGGGCUCAGGGUUGUCAGGUGGAUAUACCCUCUGAAACAUUUACACCAUCAUGAGACACUAGACCUUUCCAGAGAGGCGCAGGCUAGUGAAACCGUUUUAUUAGAGCUUAGUAGCUCUAUAGGUCAGACCACACACAUACACACCUACAGUAUUUAUUGGUGAGGAAACUGGAAUACAAUACUUCCUGUAAGUCUGGAACUAACUUACCUAAGCAACAUCCUGCUGUUGAAAAGACAACUUUGACACAAUGGCUGAAUAAAACGUAUCUUCCAAUUACCAUAUUAUAACUAUAACCAACUGCACAAGGACACUUACAGGUUUUACAGACAACACUAAUAUCUGCCCUUUAAUCUGUCAGGCCGAUAUAUCGGUCUAACCCUGAAACUGAGUGCAUUAGCAGCCGUCUUGAUGCAGCAGUGGCUCCAAGCCAGGUAGAGGCAUGGAAGAUAACUGUAAGAAAUGAAGCCAAACCUAUAGAGAGGAAGCCUAUCACGCCUAAGAAUCGAUCCAGCAGCUCAGCGUCACAGCUGGGAGAUUGUUGUGCAAGAUUAUCAUUGUUUUUUUUGUUGUUGCUCAAAGUGCUGCAGGGUUUUACAGCCUCCAUCACAGAUUGUCACUUAUAUAUGAGCUUUAUGCGUGUGUAUGGAUGUUUGUGAGUGUGUGUUUGAGAGAGAGAGAGAGAGAGAGAGAGAGAGAGAGAGAGAGAGAGAGAGAGAGAGAGAGAGAGUUAUGUCUUGUCAGUGCUCAGUUAUACAUCAGGGUUUCCAGCCUGACUCAGACAUUAAAUUCAAGAAUUUGUCUGAUCUUUAAAACCACUCUGUGUGCAAUUAAAGAAUGUGUAUCUUUGGCGCCUCUCAGUGGUAGUAUGAAAAACAAUACAGUGGUAGUAUCUGACAUGGAAAUGAUUGACAGAAGGCACCAAUUGGCAAUAGAAUUUUCUAAAACAAAGGUUUACGCCAUCAGAAUAAUUCCAAAGGUUCUUUAAUCACAUAGAACUUCUAGAAUAAGGCCUUUAAGAAGUAGCACACUACGCUCCUCAACACUUUGCUUGAGAUUUAAACUGCCAUUUUGCAUACAAAUAUAUUAAAAUGAGCAGCUGCAGGUGUGCCAAACACAGUAGAUGAUAUACCAUGUCUCCCGGGUGUAAAGGCAGAUUUUAGACCCUCGUCUUUAAAGUUUAAGUUCUGUGUGGAUGAAUUUUAAGAGGGGCCUUGACUUCAUUUGCUUUCUUUUUUAAUUGAAUUUGUUUGCAUAGAAAGAUACACACAUGUACAGAGACUCUUACACCUACAUAUAUCCAUCACUUUGCAUGUGAUAUUUAAUUUCAGUGUGAUAUCAGUCCUGCCGUUAUCGUGGGAGCAGACCAUGUACAGGCUAUUCCAAAACACUUUUUACUGAGGUAGUUACACUUGGGAAGAACAAAGAGUAUGCAUCCUAGAGAGAUGGAUGAAUUCACACCUAUUAAACACCUCAAACCACCUCCCGAGGUAGUUUGGCAAUCGGAUGUCAGUCCAUCUCUAAUGCUUCUUGGAUGCAUUUUACACUUGACCUUUUAGCUAUCAGAUCUGAUAUACCCAUUCAUACCCACUUGGUAGUCCAAACACUAUUUUCCUGUGUUAACCGUGCUUCAUAUUACCACUGAUGGGUGAACAGUGUCCUUUCUCUCUCUCUCUCUUUCUCUCUCUUAGCUCAGAAAUGUCAGGUUUGGGCUGCAAGAGAGGAGAGCAGAGUAUUAACCCAUAACCAGCAUUAACUAUGUUUUGUAUUCUGCAACUCGACAUCAAUAUCUGGAGUCAGACUAUUUACCUGAGGCAUCACUUACAACCAGUCCAGCACCUCCUCCCCAGUCUGUGCGCGCUACCAUACACUUGUGAAUGUGUUUAUUGUGUGGAUGUAAACGACAACCUCAGCUCACACUCGUCACGCCGCCUCUUUUAUGGCUGCUCCUUCUUUCCUUUCAUUCUUCUUCCUUCUCUCUGUCACUCUGUUUAUAACCGUUGGCAAGGAUUCAGCUGCCCAUCUCCACUUUAUGGUUUGUUUGGGUUUUUAUACAUGCCUGUCUCUGUUUCCUGGGCGUUGUAUUUUACAUGCUUUGCUUGCUGGUUUAUUAAUAAAGUUGUGUCUUCAGGCAAUA
Messenger RNA from Cottoperca gobio, 4682 nucleotides. It is a transcript of the gene sult4a1, whose product is annotated as sulfotransferase family 4A, member 1. NCBI's taxonomy places the organism in Eukaryota, Metazoa, Chordata, Actinopteri, Perciformes, Bovichtidae. The record is from RefSeq and is a predicted model, not a curated record. Gene Ontology annotation, molecular function: sulfotransferase activity.